Molecule: messenger RNA, 2692 nt
Organism: Camellia sinensis
Lineage: Eukaryota; Viridiplantae; Streptophyta; Magnoliopsida; Ericales; Theaceae
Product: putative beta-D-xylosidase 6
Biological process (GO): xylan catabolic process; arabinan catabolic process
Molecular function (GO): xylan 1,4-beta-xylosidase activity; alpha-L-arabinofuranosidase activity
Source: RefSeq, a predicted model, not a curated record
AGAAGGUCAAAGCGCAGUACAAAUCUGUUAAAAGUUGACCAAAUGGCAUGACAUGACCCUUCCUCAGUUACAAAAAUGGUCCUAAGGUGGCUAUGGCGGAGAUGGAAACCAAUCCUCCUGUCUAUCCUCCUCAUCAAACUCUUCCUCACCACCACCACCCUCUCCCCACUCUCUUUCCUCCUCCAACAACCUUCCUCCAAACCCCCAAACCCACCUCUCAAAUCUCCAUGUACACCACCACUCCACAACUCUCACCUCCUCUUUUGCAACACCUCUGUCCCAAUCCAAACCAGGGCUCAAAACCUCCUCUCUCUCCUCACCCUCCAAGAAAAAAUCAACCUUUUAGCCAACAACGCCACACCCAUCUCCAGAUUCUCCAUCUCCGCCUACGAGUGGUGGUCCGAGUCCCUCCACGGCCUCGCCUCCAAUGGCCCCGGGGUUACUUUCACUGGCCCUGUUUCCUCCGCCACUGUUUUCCCUCAAGUGUUGCUCACUACAGCUUCUUUUAAUCGGAGUCUCUGGUUUUUGAUUGGGAAAGCUAUUGGGGUGGAGGCUAGGGCAAUGUACAAUGUGGGUCAGGCUGGGUUGACCUUUUGGGCCCCUAAUGUGAAUGUUUUUAGGGAUCCUAGGUGGGGGAGGGGCCAAGAAACGCCCGGCGAGGAUCCGAUGGUGGCGGCGGAGUAUGCUGUAGAGUAUGUGAGGGGUUUGCAGGGGGAGGGAUUUGGUGGUGGUGGUGGUGGUGAUGGUGGUUUGAUGGUGUCUGCUUGUUGCAAGCAUUUCAUUGCUUAUGAUUUGGAGAAUUGGGGGAAUUUCACUAGUUUUGGCUUCAAUGCUAUGGUGACUAGGCAGGAUUUGGAGGAUACUUAUCAGCCUCCAUUUCAGAGUUGUGUUGAAGAAGGCAGAGCCAGCUGCUUGAUGUGUGCCUAUAAUCAGGUCAAUGGAGUGCCUUCAUGUGCACACAGAAAUCUCUUGCAGAAAGCUCGAAUUGAAUGGGGGUUUCAAGGAUAUAUCACCACAGACUGUGAUGCCGUUGCUGUGAUAUAUGAAUAUCAGCGAUACUCCGAGGCUCCUGAAGAUGCCGUUGCUGAUGUUAUUAAAGCAGGAGUUGAUAUGAACUGUGGUACAUAUUUUCUUCAGUAUACUCAAUUAGCAAUUAAGCAAUCAAAAAUUCAAGAGGAUGACAUCGACAGAGCUCUUUUGAACUUGCUCUCAGUUCAAUUUCGCCUGGGGUUUUUCAACGGAGAGCCUGGAAAGGGGUCAUUUGCAAAUCUGGGUCCUCCGGACGUUUGUUCUGCAGAACACAGGAAAUUGGCAUUGGAAGCAGCAAGGCAAGGAAUUGUACUUUUGAAAAAUGAAAAUAAGUUCUUACCAUUAAAUCAGAAGCUUAUAGCCUCAUUAGCCAUCAUUGGACCCUUAGCAAAUGAUUCCAGCCAACUUGGUGGAGACUACACAGGUGUGCCUUGUAAUUCAAGGAGCCUCUUUGAGGGAUUCUGGCCUUAUGUAUCAAAAACUUUAUAUGCUAGUGGUUGUAGUAACAUACAAUGCAAUUCGAGUGACGGCUUUGCGGAAGCUGUUCAUGUUAGCAGAGAAUCUGAUGUGGGCAUUGUGAUUGCGGGCCUUGAUUUGUCUCAAGAAAACGAAGGGCGUGACAGGGUGAGCCUCCUAUUGCCCGGUCGACAAAUGGAUCUAAUCUCUGCUGUUUCCUCUGCAAAUAAAGCGGCUAUUAUUCUUAUCUUAAUGGGAGGUGGACCUAUUGAUGUAUCUUUUGCAAAAGAGAACCCAGAAAUUGCAAGCAUUCUUUGGAUAGGAUACCCGGGCGAGGCUGGCGGACAAGCGAUUGCAGAAGUCAUCUUUGGAAAGCUCAAUCCAGGUGGGCGGCUCCCAAUGACAUGGUAUCCAGAAUCUUUUACCAAUGUGCCUAUGAAUGAUAUGAGUUUACGAUCCAACCCUUCGCGAGGCUACCCAGGACGAACUUACCGGUUCUACACGGGGGAUGUGGUGUAUGAAUUUGGACAUGGUUUGAGUUAUUCCAAUUACACUUGCAAAUUUGCAUCCUUACCAGACAAAGUGAGUUUGCCAACUAUGACCAGGGUCAACAAGACAGCGGAUGGGAUUGAUUAUGUAGAUGUUAAUAAGAUUACGUCGUGUAAUUUGUUGAGAUUUCAAGCGGUCAUCACUGUGUUUAACAAUGAAGGUAUGGAUGGGAAUCAUGUCGUAAUGCUGUUCACUCGAUUGGCAAGAAGGAUUAGAGGAGCCCCUCGAAAAACUCUAAUUGGAUUUACUCGGGUUCUUUCAAAAUUACUGACAACUGCUGAAACAAGCAUACAGGUAGACCCGUGCAAGCAUUUUAGCAUCGUGGAUGAUAACGGAACAAGGAUAUUGCCCUUGGGGAAGCAUAUUGUAAUGUUGGAAGGUUUGGAGCAUUUUGUAUCUGUUGAAAUGUGAUUAACGAGAGAACAUCUGGACAGACUGGAAAUUCACACGACAAUUGAAGACAUGGAUUGGAUUGUUUGUUUGUUUGCAGUUGAAAUUAAAGCAGAUGAAUCAAAAGUAGUGUUGGGUGGUUAUAUUUUUUUUGGAAUAGUAUACGAGUUAAUAGAAUGGCACUAAUAAGUGGUUGUAAAGACCAUUGUAAUCUUUACUUUGAAGUUGGUUAAAUCCAUAAGCUAUGAAAUUUAGAAUUUUCAACUUA